UAUCAUUAGUCGACAUGACCCGCUCGAGCUACUUGCUGCUGUACGCCUGUGGUUGUUUUCUUAGUUUAUCAACCAAAAACGUUCUGGCUUGUGGGGGAUACGAACUCAUAACGCACAAAUUGCAAAACUGUGGUGGAUCAGCGAGUGACAUCAGGCUGGAAAAUUUCAAUGUCUCACUCAAUUCGGAUUGCUUUGUUGAUGCGACUGGCUGUGUGGAAAACAAAAAGGCAUUUAAAACUACUAAGGUUCAUUACAAAAUAUCUAAAGGGAAAUUGUAUAAUAAGGAAGGGCAUGAUGAUAUAUGCCAACAAUUGCCUAAAGCAAGUAAUGACAUUAAAUUAAUUCUGUCGUUUUUCGGCAUUUCCCAGUCCUGUCCAGUUAAAGCAAGAAAAAUUUGUGGAGGUAAUGAAACCAAGUUAAAUUUGAAAAAAUAUGAAUCAAGCAUGGGUCUACUGGCAGGCGGAGUGCUCAAAGCGUACGCUAUGAUUACAACUGAAGUCGGACUGUCUUGUCUGGAAUUUGAAGGGGAGGUGAUUAAGAAAAAAGUAGGGUAGCAACGUCAACCAAAUGAUUAUCUAUGGAUUAAAAAAUAAAACAAUUAUUGCAAAUUGA
Molecule: messenger RNA, 612 nt
Organism: Cimex lectularius (bed bug)
Lineage: Eukaryota; Metazoa; Arthropoda; Insecta; Hemiptera; Cimicidae
Exons: 4
Coding region: 15-554 (179 amino acids)
Source: RefSeq, a predicted model, not a curated record